Messenger RNA from Saccharomyces cerevisiae S288C, 1509 nucleotides. It is a transcript of the gene SKS1, whose product is annotated as putative serine/threonine protein kinase SKS1. The coding region runs from base 1 to 1509 and encodes 502 amino acids. Gene Ontology annotation, molecular function: protein kinase activity; protein serine kinase activity; protein serine/threonine kinase activity. The transcript has a single exon. Lineage: Eukaryota; Fungi; Ascomycota; Saccharomycetes; Saccharomycetales; Saccharomycetaceae. The record is from RefSeq and is marked reviewed.
AUGCUGUCAGACUGCUUGCUGAACAAUUUCAGAAUAACGGCUCAAAUAGGGUCGGGUGCGUAUGGACUAGUGUUCCAUGUGGUGGAUAUACUGACGAGCCGUGAAUAUGCAGUGAAAACGGUCUUCAAAUCCUCCUCGAUGGAUGAGUUUUAUAAUAAGAACGGUUUGAACAACAACUCUCAAGUGGCGCGAACCACUCUUCUGCAAACGCAACUGUAUCAUUUUUUCAAAAGUUUCCAAAAAAAAUUGUUCUUACCUUCCGUUGAUCUAGACUCGAUAUUACAGUUGACUGAGAAUGAACUAAAUAGGCUACCACACUACAGGGAGAUUGCCUUCCAACUAAGAGUGCAGUCUCACGGCAAUAUCGUGAAGAUUCACCAAGUUUUAGAAUCUUCUAUUGCCACUUUUAUAGUGAUGGAUUAUUACGACAGGGACCUUUUCACCUCGAUAGUUGACGAUAAGCAUUUUGUAAAUCAUGGUAUUUUGAUUAAGAAAGUUUUUCUGCAGCUUUGCUCCGCAUUAGAUCACUGUCAUCGUCUCGGUAUAUAUCAUUGUGAUAUCAAACCUGAAAAUGUCCUACUGGAUCGCAAUGACAACGCUUAUCUUUGCGAUUUCGGGCUUUCCACUAAAUCUAAAUAUCUAGCUCCAAAUGUGUGCGUUGGCAGUUCAUAUUAUAUGGCUCCAGAAAGAAUAUUGUAUUGUUUGAAUACCACCACCAACGGCAUACACGUCGACGAAUGCUGUUCGAGCCUCCCUACGGAUACAGGAGAUAUAUGGUCUCUAGGCAUCAUCCUAAUUAAUUUAACUUGCAUAAGAAACCCAUGGUUAAAAGCUCACCAGAAGGAGGAUAACACAUUUCAACAUUUUGCUAACGAUAAUAAUGUCCUGAAGAAAAUCCUUCCUAUAUCAGAUGAGCUGUUCACAGUGUUGACGAAAAUUCUACAACUAAAUCCAUACACAAGAAUAGACAUGAAAACUUUGAUGUCCGAAGUUUCCUCUCUUACUUCUUUCACCAGGGAAGGGCCCUUGUCUCAAGUUCCAAUCCUAUCGAGCGAAGUUUACAUGACGCAUAUUAUAAGGAAUGAAAACCUAUUUUUGAGCGAUUUAUCACAUUUUUCUGCAGACCAAGAACAACAACAACAACAGCAACAACAACAACAGCAAGUCCAAGAACAAGAACAGGAACAAAAACAAGAACAAAUACAAAACCAGGAACAAGCACAACAGCAGCAAGAAGAGGAAGAUGCUGAACCGGAGAGUGAUAUUCCAUCAACGUAUAAUAGUGACGGAAGUAUGGAAAAGUAUGAAUACACUAACAACCACAAUAAUAGUACCUUUUUAACUUCCUCAAUGGACAGUACACCUUACCAAUCUGAUAUCGAUGACGUUAGUGCUUCCAAAGAUUGCAAAUUCCAACAAGAUACAUUAAGAAAUAGGCUAUUAUGCUUACAAAUGAAUUUUUCUACUUUAACAGACGGUCCAAACGAGAAAUGGUUACCAGAUUAUUGA